GCUUCCGGGUUUCUAAACGCGGGAAUUCGGGUGAAAGGGUCUUCGGAGUUUCUUGCAUGGAUGUUCAGCAAGUGCCCCGCUUCUGUAAUUGAAACUCAUCCGGAUCACACAGUGAAGCAGAAGUGCUAUGCCCCUUGAAUUAAUAAAGGAAGUCAAUGGGGUACCGGAUGUCCAGCUGCUAAGUAAACUGCAAAAAGUAGAUUUCCGAUCCCUACAGUCUGGUUGUGAUUAUAGCAAGAAGUAUAUCCAGGGAAAACUUUCACUUAUCUCUCCUUUAACUUAUCGGGAAAAUGGAACAGCUAUUUUGAGAAUUGGACUGCAAGAAGAAGAACAUUCAAAUUCAGAGAUCAGCACCAUCAUUGUAUUAUUUUUUGGAAAGCUAGCAAAGGAUUGUGCAGACGUUUUGUAUAAAGGGGACACCAUUGCGGUGGCUAGAUUUAUUUUCUCAGCAUCUGCAAACAGAGAUGGUGAAAAUUGCUUUGUUCUGAAAGCAUUUGAAAGCUUCAAAACAACUGUAUAUGUUUAUGUUAAAUCUACGAGCACUUUUUUGGCAGAAUCAAUGUCUUUGGUUCCAGCAACAAAAUAUACAUACACACCCCUGAAUCAGCUUAAGGAUGGCACAGUUGUCAAUGUGUAUGGUGUUGUGAAGUUCUUUAAGCCCCCAUAUCUAAGCAAAGGAACCGAUUAUUGCUCAGUGGUAACAAUUGUGGACCAGACAAAUAUAAAAUUAACCUGCAUGCUUUUUAGUGGAAACUAUGAAGCCCUCCCAAUAAUUUAUAAAAAUGGAGAUAUCGUUCGCUUCCACAGGCUGAAGAUCCAGGUGUACAAAAAUGAGGCCCAGGGUAUCACCAGCUCCGGCUUUGCCUCUUUGACUUUUGAGGGGACUUUGGGUGCUCCUAUUAUACCUCGUACUUCAAGCAAGUAUUUCAAUUUCACCACCGGGGACCGCAAAAUGGUCGAAGCCUUACGUAUUUGGGCAUCUAAUCACCUCCCACCGUCUUCAUCACUACUGCAAUUGUGUGAUGUGCAGCCAAUGCAGUAUUUUGACUUGACUUGCCAGCUUCUGGGGAAAUCAGAAGUGGAUGGAACAUCAUUUCUUCUGAAGGUAUGGGAUGGUACCAGGACCCCAUUUCCAUCUUGGAGGGUCUUAAUCCGUGACCUUCUUCUGGAAGGUGAUUUGAGUCACAUCCAGCGCCUACACAAUCUGGCAGUAGAUAUUUUGGUCUACGACAACCAUGUUCGAGUGGCAAAAUCUCUGAAGAUUGGAAGCUAUCUUAGGAUUUAUAGCCUUCAUACCAAACUUCAAUCAGUGAAUUCAGAGACUCAGUCAACAUUAUUAGCCCUGGAGUUUCACCUCCAUGGAGGUACCAGCUAUGGUCGAGGAAUCAGAGUCUUGCCGGAAAGUAACUCGGAUGUGGAGCAACUGAAAAAGAUUUUAGAAUCUGUAGAUUUGACAGCCAUUCAACAAACCGAUGGUGUCGGUGUAUCACAGUGUGAGGACAGCAUUCAGAACAUGUCAAGCUCUGGUUCCGUAUCACUCUAUGAGGUAGAAAGAUGUCAGCAGCUAUCUGCUACAAUACUUACAGAUCAUCAAUACCUGGAGAAAACCCCACUGUGUGCAGUUUUGAAACAAAAGGCUCCUCAGCAGUAUCGCAUCCGAGCGAAACUGAGGUCAUACAAGCCACAGAGACUCUUCCAGUCAGUGAAACUCUUUUGUCCUAAAUGCCACACACUGCAAGAAGUUUCACAUGAUGCUGACUUGGACAUAAUUUUGCAAGAGAGCACAACUAAAACCCCAGAGACCAAACUACAAAAUACAUCGUUAUAUGAUUCCUGCAUGUGGACCACUGAGCAGCAGGGAGAACGAAAAGUGGUCAUUCAUUUUGUGAAAAAUGAUGGUAUCCUCCCACCUUCAAAUGAGUGCCUAAUUUUGAUAGAAGGAGGCAUGCUCAGUGAGAUCUGCAAACUCUCCAGCAAGUUUCAUAGUGUCAUUCCUGUGAGGUCGGGCCAGGACGACCUGGAACUCCUUGACCUCUCAGCACCAUUUCUUAUACAAAGACAAACACGACAUUUUGGAUGUAAACAGUGUUCCAGUUUGAGACCAAUACAAAGUUUAAAUUGCUUGGCUGAUAAAACAUCAUGGGCUCCUUCUUCUGUAGCAGAAGUACUAGGUAUCGUACCUCUCCAACAUGUGUAUGUUAUGACCUUUACACUUGAUGAUGGAACAGGAGUUCUGGAUGCUUAUCUUAUGGAUUCUGACAAAUUCUUCCAGAUUCCAGCAUCAGAAAUCCUAAUCAAUGAUGACCUUCAAAGGAAUAUGGAUCUGAUCAUGGAUAUGUUAUGUCCUCCAGGAGUAAAAAUUGAUGCGUAUCCAUGGCUGGAAUGUCUCAUCAAGUCAUAUAAUGUCACAAAUGCAACAGAGGAGAAAGUUUGCUAUCAGAUUUUUGAUACAAUGGUUGCCGAAGAUGUGAUCUAAUAUUGUCACCAGACUUUGCAUACUGUAAGAUAGUAUUUUACGAAACAUGACUAUAGUCUAUUUGUUAUAAAACACAAGACUUCUAUAAUUGGCUUUUGAAAUACCAUCUACCUUUCCAAUUUGACCAUGGUGUUAUCUUAGCCCCCCGCCUGUUACUAUGCUCAGCACACCCCAGCCUGAGGGAGGUCUCUGUGAGGACUGUGUGUUUACACUCUGUACUCCUUUUGGCAUGCAAAUACUCGUUCACUAAAAUCUUGCUCAUUAAAAAUUGUUUUUCAAAAUGA
Molecule: messenger RNA, 2760 nt
Organism: Echinops telfairi (small Madagascar hedgehog)
Lineage: Eukaryota; Metazoa; Chordata; Mammalia; Afrosoricida; Tenrecidae
Gene: POT1
Product: protection of telomeres 1
Exons: 20
Coding region: 128-2476 (782 amino acids)
Biological process (GO): regulation of telomere maintenance via telomerase; telomere capping
Cellular component (GO): chromosome, telomeric region; nuclear telomere cap complex
Molecular function (GO): telomerase inhibitor activity; G-rich strand telomeric DNA binding
Source: RefSeq, a predicted model, not a curated record